Hansenula ciferrii is the source of this 1074-nucleotide messenger RNA. It is a transcript of the gene THR1, whose product is annotated as homoserine kinase. Lineage: Eukaryota; Fungi; Ascomycota; Saccharomycetes; Phaffomycetales; Wickerhamomycetaceae. The record is from RefSeq and is a predicted model, not a curated record. The transcript has a single exon. Gene Ontology annotation, molecular function: ATP binding; homoserine kinase activity. Gene Ontology annotation, biological process: L-threonine metabolic process. The coding region runs from base 1 to 1074 and encodes 357 amino acids.
AUGACACGUAACUUUCAAAUAGCAGUUCCAGCAUCCUCGGCCAAUAUUGGUCCAGGUUUUGAUGUCUUAGGUAUAGGUCUAGGUUUAUAUCUUGAAUUAGAUGUCACUGUUGACUCAAAAUAUGCUUCAGAAACCAAUGACGAUCCAAAUAAUUGUUUGAUUUCAUAUGAUCCAUCAAGUCAAGGUGCUGAAGAUGUUCCGUUAAAAUCAGAUGAAAACUUGAUCACCCGUACAGCUUUAUACGUUUUACGCUGUAAUGAAAUCAGAUCUUUCCCAAUUGGUACCAAAAUAUCAGUCAAGAAUCCAAUCCCAUUAGGUAGAGGUUUAGGUUCAUCUGGUGCUGCUGUUGUUGCUGGUGUUAUUUUAGGUAAUGAAAUUGGUAAAUUAGGUUUCAGUAAACAAAGAAUGUUAGAUUACUGUCUAAUGAUCGAACGUCAUCCAGAUAACAUCACUGCUGCUAUGAUGGGUGGUUUUGUUGGUUCAUAUUUACGUGAUUUGAGUGCUGCUGAAAUGGAACGUAAAGAAAUUCCAUUAAGUGAAGUCUUACCAGAACCAGCUGGUGGUCAAAAUACAGGUCUUGUCCCACCAAUCCCACCUCAUGACAUUGGUCGUCACAUCAAAUAUGAUUGGUGUAAAAAAAUACAAUGUAUCGCAAUCAUUCCAGAUUUCGAAGUCUCCACAGCUAAAUCAAGAGGUGUUUUACCAAGUGCAUUCACAGCUAAAGAUAUGAUUUUCAAUUUACAAAGAUUAGCUGUUUUAACUACUGCAUUGACUAGAUCACCACCAGAUCCAGAAUUAAUUUAUCCAGCUAUGCAAGAUAGAGUUCAUCAACCAUACCGUAAGACUUUAAUUCCAGGGUUGACUGAAAUCUUAUCAUCUGUCACACCAAAAACACAUCCAGGUCUUUUAGGUAUCUGUUUAUCAGGUGCAGGUCCAACUAUUCUUGCAUUAGCUACUGAAAACUUUGAAAACAUUGCUGAAGAAAUUGUCAACAGAUUUGCCAAAGAAAAGAUCACAUGUAGCUGGAAAGUUUUGGAUUUAGCUUACGAAGGUGCUGUUGUUCAUGAAAAAUAA